Molecule: messenger RNA, 978 nt
Organism: Sparassis crispa
Lineage: Eukaryota; Fungi; Basidiomycota; Agaricomycetes; Polyporales; Sparassidaceae
Product: Protein mak16
Exons: 7
Coding region: 1-978 (325 amino acids)
Biological process (GO): maturation of LSU-rRNA; maturation of 5.8S rRNA
Cellular component (GO): preribosome, large subunit precursor; nucleolus
Source: RefSeq, a predicted model, not a curated record
AUGCAAAGCGACGACGUGAUAUGGUCCGUCAUCAAUCAACAGUUCUGCUCAUACAAAGUCAAGACAGCGACACAGAACUUCUGCAGGAACGAAUAUAAUGUCACAGGGUUUUGCAGCAGGCAGAGCUGCCCACUCGCGAACUCACGAUAUGCGACGGUUCGCGAGAAGGAGGGGGUGUUGUACCUAUACGUCAAGACAAUCGAGCGUGCACAUACCCCUGCACACAUGUGGGAGCGCAUCAAGCUUUCGAACAACUACUCAAAAGCUCUGGAGCAGAUUGACUCAGAGCUCAUACACUGGCCAAACUUCACAAUACACAAGUGCAAGCAACGUGUGACAAAAGUUACGCAGUAUCUCAUCAAGAUGCGCCGUCUGCGGCUACGCCAACAACCGAAGCUGGUUGGAGUGAAGAAAAAAUUGGAUCGACGAGAAGCCGUGCGCGAACGUAAAGCGCUCUCCGCGGCACGUCUCGAACGCUCGAUCGAGGCAGAGCUCAUUGAGCGACUCAAAUCGAAGGCAUAUGGGGAUGCGCCUUUGAACGUGAAUGAGGCCGUGUGGGCGGCGGUACUCGAUCGCGAGCGCGGAGUGGAAAAAGAGAAAGAGAAAGAGAAAGAGGGUGAGGAAGAGCUAGACAUGGUAGAUGAUGAGACAGACGAGGAAGAGGAAGAAGAGGAGGGGUGGGGCGAGCGUGAGUUCGUGAGCGACUUGAGCGGGGAGGAGGAUGGGCUGAGCGAUUUGGAGGAUGCAGCGUCGGAAGAGGACGAAGACGAAGAUAGCGAAGAAGGGGACGUGGACGAAGAAGUGGAGGGCGAAGAACAGACAGGAAAAACCACCCUUGGGAAGCGGAAGGCUGUGCCUCACAAACCGCCACGAAAAAAGCCAGAGAAAAAAGCAAGACGUGGUCCAAGGGUCGAGGUUGAAUACGAGCACGAAAUGGAGACUGUCCCUCUCACGAAAGAGGCAUUGGCCAACUGGUAG